CACACACACGCACGCACACAAACACACACAUUUGCAAACACACACCUCCACGCGUGCAAGCACAAACAGAUACUUGUACACCACUCAGUCUUAGAGCAAAAGCACUGCCAGGAUGACUAUUUAGCUAUAAAAAAGAUCUGAUUUUGUUGGUGGCAUUGAUAGUGUUGUAAAAUGUUAUUUAGCUAUGUCAGCGCAAUGACUUCGACAGCCAGCUUCUUCACGUCAGCAGGAACAAACAAAAGUGUGGUGCAUCAGGGCUACUGUUUGCCAGUAAUGGCCCUCAUCAUUCAUAAAUCACGGGAUAAAAUGCAAGCCAAAUGGAUGAAAGACUCUUCCAGCAAGUUUAUGAACCUAUCAGCCUGGGGAGUACUGAGGAGGCGGCCAGCUGCGCCCCGUGCGGAUGUGACUGCGCACAGCUGCCCUGCGUUUGCCCAGGCGGUGAGGAGCUCCACCCAUGGCAGCAAGCGGAGGAGCACGGAGCAGACCAGCACAGCCAGUCAGGGGAACGUGAGGCCUUGCCGCCAUGUUCCGAGCUCCAUCAGGAGCUCUCGCCAGACAGUCCGGCCGACCAGACAGAGAGAGUCUCAAACUGCGAGGAAGAGCCCCUACCGUUGCAGGACGGCCCUGACCACGCUGCGCCACCGCAGGGCGCCGCAAACCACACCCACCAUCACAGCGCAGAAGCCCAACGCCGUCCGCAGAGGCAGAUUCCAGAGCCAUGCUGGUACUGCAUGAAGUCCCUGACCAGAGACACGCUAAAGAAACUCCAGCUGGACUUUGAGUCCCUGAGACUGCCCCCUAAAGGAAAACGCUUCAGCUACCAGCAGGACCCCAGGCCUCACUUUGGAGUGGCCCACUCCGCCCGAUCUACGCCUUUCCCCCUGUGGGGGUGUGAGGGGCCCCUGAGGAGGGAGAGGAGGCUGGAGGACGGGGAUCAGAUGAGCGCCUGUCCGCACUGUUACCUGGCGCUCCCACUGGACACUCUGCAGUGGCACGAGACCAAAUGCCUAGUAUUUGAAGGCCUGAAAACCUCUUGUGGUAAAGAAGCAAAGUGAAUCAGCUGAAGCCAUACAGAUGAAAUGGACAACAAACCAGACCAAAUGGGUGAAGAGGAGCGACAUUAACAUACAUGCAAACAAACCUCAGCAAAGAAUACACCUGACUUUGAAUAUCUAUCCAUAUCUUUAGGUCAACUCUGUAUCCUUAAUGCUGACAGUAUCAUUUCCCUUCCGGUGAAGCUAACACAUUCCAAAUUCUACAACCCGCCAUAAGCUACUAUUAUACAGCAUCAGUAACCAUUACUAACCAAAUCCUCCUGUAGCUAACCAAAAUGGAAGGCAAAAGGAAAUUGAGGGCUGGACAUGUGGUUAGUCUAUUAUACAAUAUAUAACUUCACCUUAUCUAUGCUGAGACAGGACAGAAGUGGCUAUUAGAAAUGAAAAGGUAUUAUACAAAUAUGGCGGUCUUUUUCAAUCUGUGACUUUGUUAUCCCUUGAAAGACAUUGAUUGAUCCAUCCAUUAAUCAGAAAGUUCAGUGUACCAUGAACUCUAGUGAGAUUAAUACAUUCAACACUGCAGACAACAAAGCCCGUCUUGUUCAAUAAUACAGUACUCAGGUCCUUUAAAUUUCCUACAUUAUUUAAUAACAUUUUUUGAUACUUGUAGUUUUGUUGUGUUUUAAAAACUACAACUACUUUGAAACACGAAUAUACAGUUGUAAUAUAGUUCCAUUGUGCAAUAGAAUUUUGAUUUUGGGAUACUUUUUUCUCACUGUUGUAGUCACUUUUGAAAAUAAUAUUACUGUAGGACAUAACUUCUGAAUGUUGGAAUAUUGUAUACAAAAAUUUCCUUACAAAAUGGUUGGCAUUAUUUAUUACAUGGUUCAAGUUGUUAUAUUAGAUUUUUUUUUUUUUUGCUAAUAAAUUGCAAUUGGUAUUAAAAUAUGUUUUUUUUUGUUUGUUUGUUUUUUUUACCACCAUUACCUUAGAUAGCCAAGGUUGGAUACCUGCAGUUGCUAUGGGUUUUUGGGCCACAACAGAACUCAGUACCAUCUUAAUACAGAUUCUAAAAAGCUACCAGACAUUUGUACAAAUGUAUCAACAGUAGCAGGUUCCUAUUAUUGCAGAAAUGGCUGUGAGCCAUUUAACCAGUGUUAAUUCUGAAACUCCAUUACAGUUCUCUGUCCUUAAGCGUUCCCUUUCUGUGGCAGCAAUUACUCAAUUAUUCAUGGUCAUUUAAUUGACUAAAAUAUCACAUACAAGAUACAUAAACUAAAUGCUACCAAGGCAUUAAAUUAAUGAUAUUAGUAAGUGUCAUAAAACCACACGAGUGUGGCUGUUUAACUAAUAGUUUGCAAAUUACCAACCAAACAGAGGUUCCUACAA
Messenger RNA from Anguilla anguilla (European eel), 2384 nucleotides. RefSeq lists its product as uncharacterized. Gene Ontology annotation, biological process: apoptotic process. The record is from RefSeq and is a predicted model, not a curated record. The coding region runs from base 318 to 1055 and encodes 245 amino acids. The transcript is spliced from 7 exons. Lineage: Eukaryota; Metazoa; Chordata; Actinopteri; Anguilliformes; Anguillidae.